GUAAGAAAUAAUGUAGUAUUAGGAGGUUAAAAACCUUUCUACGGUUCCUGACAACACUUACUGAACUACUAUCGUUGAUAAUAAAACGGUGACUUACGUCAUAGAAUUCAAAUAUAUUUGACCGUUAUCCAAACAGACAGAUUUCUCGUGUUAAACGUUUAGCAGUCACGCAAAUCUGUCGCUCAUAACUAACUAAACGCCACCGUGAUGAGCCGUGAUAUGAAAUUUCUCCUUUUACUGGGUGCUUUGGGGUGGGGGUUAAUAUUUUAUUUUUCCGCAAUCUCUAAACCGCGCGCUCCAUAUAAAAACUGCGGCGACAGGCCUGAGAGAGAAUUUACACAUCGAAAUACUCGGAUGAUCGGAGGUGAGAACGUCGGCGUGGAUGUUUGGCCAUGGCAGGUGUCUGUGCUGUACCAGCCCGAUUCAUCCGCCCCGUUCAGUCAAGUCUGUGGUGGAGCUAUUAUCGACAAAUACUGGAUAAUGACAGCAGCCUCAUGUGCAAAUGUGCAGAAUCAAAGCAAACUUUUGAUCCGAGCAGGAAGCAGUACAUUGGAUGUUGAUGAUGAGUUCACACAGAAGUCAGAAGUCUCCAGAAUUAUCACACACGAACGAUUCAAUCCUGUCACUUUGCGGUACAGUAUUGCUCUUUUUCAAAUGAAGACCCCCUUUGUGUUUAAUGAGUUUGUCAGUCCCAUCUGUGUGCCUGAUGACGCUGCUGCUGAUCAUAAAUAUGAAUCCUGUCACAUCACAGGAUACAACACCCAACCUGGGGAUGACGUUGGCGUACUGCAAGAAGCAAAUGUGUAUAUAAUGUCACGGUCAUUGUGCAAUAAACCAGAGUACUGGAACUUUUCUGUGGCAGCGGACAUGCUUUGUGUUGGCGAACUCGGUGGAGGUGUUGACGGAUGUGAGACAAAUCUGGGUGGACCGCUGAACUGCUAUAUCAAAAUUGAGCAUCGCUACUAUUUGAUUGGAAUUCGAGUGAAGGCCACUUCCUGUGGAGAACCUAACCGACCAAAUAUUUAUUUGAAAGUCUACGGCCUCUAUUAUUGGAUUGAGCGUGAAAUGAAUAUAAGCUUCCACUGAAAUCAAGUUGGAUUUCUCAUACUAUUCUGGGUACAUACAGCCACGUUACUGAGUUAGGUAGCAUAUUUAUGUUAAUCUAAUUUCAAGUUCAGAGUGUCAUACAUUAAAUGUUCAUUUGUUCUUAUAUACUUA
Molecule: messenger RNA, 1218 nt
Organism: Megalobrama amblycephala (Wuchang bream)
Lineage: Eukaryota; Metazoa; Chordata; Actinopteri; Cypriniformes; Xenocyprididae
Product: plasma kallikrein
Exons: 5
Coding region: 208-1086 (292 amino acids)
Biological process (GO): proteolysis
Molecular function (GO): serine-type endopeptidase activity
Source: RefSeq, a predicted model, not a curated record